AUGCACUGGUUCCAAAGCCUUGUGUUCCUGGCUGCUGGGUGCGUCUUCAACCAUGCAUUUCCAAGUGCCAGACUCAGAAGUAAAAAGGACAUCUGUCUCUCAAAGAUUGACUGGCGCAAACUUUGGCAACAAAUUGACAGAUUGAAUGCGAGUGGUGUGUCUCAGGAAUGUCAACAUAUGGACAAAAGCAGUUUGUGUGAUCCAGACCAGAUGGGAAUAAUGAACAUAUCUGAGGAGGUGCCUAUUAUUCUUCAAAUACUCAAUGAAACUGCAGCACUCUUUGAAAGGAAAGACACUCCAUUCUCUGAUGUGAGGGAAGUUCUGGAGUAUAACUAUGUGACACAAGAGGACCUAGAAAAUUGCCUGCAAUCUCACUUCAAUCAUCAUCAUUUGACUGAGAUAAAAGAAUGUUUUGGGAAAAUGCAAACAUUUCUGAACAAUGAGAAUAGCCGCUGUGCUUGGCAAGUUGUACAUGAAAAUUCCUUUGUCAUUCUUCAACAUCUUGAGUUUUACAUGGCUACUUCACUGAUGAACUGACUCAAACUAAAGGAUUUUACAUUUCCAUGAGCUGAUGGUUGCUGCUAGAUCAGUUUCAAAAAUAUGUGUGCAAUAUGGCUUGUUUACAAAAUUAAUUGUGAUAAAUAUUUUUUGAACAAAACACUGACUUACAAAUUCUUUCUACUUCAACAUUUCUUCAAGAAUGAGGCUUUGGUCUUCACGGAGAAAGCUUACAUUUGUCAGUGUGUCAUUUCAACUUUCCCAAAGGCAAUAUUCAGGGUGUCCCAUACAUUUCAGUGGAGUUAGAUGCUUGGUAGUAGUGAGCUGCGGUGGCUCAAUGGGUUAAACUCUUG
This is a messenger RNA of Anolis carolinensis (green anole), 851 nucleotides long. RefSeq lists its product as uncharacterized. The record is from RefSeq and is a predicted model, not a curated record. The transcript is spliced from 5 exons. Bases 1 to 537 code for a protein of 178 amino acids. Lineage: Eukaryota; Metazoa; Chordata; Lepidosauria; Squamata; Anolidae.